Messenger RNA from Prinia subflava (tawny-flanked prinia), 1558 nucleotides. RefSeq names its product nucleosome assembly protein 1 like 4 (gene NAP1L4). The coding region runs from base 28 to 1263 and encodes 411 amino acids. The record is from RefSeq and is a predicted model, not a curated record. Gene Ontology annotation, molecular function: histone binding; chromatin binding. NCBI's taxonomy places the organism in Eukaryota, Metazoa, Chordata, Aves, Passeriformes, Cisticolidae. The transcript has 16 exons. Gene Ontology annotation, biological process: nucleosome assembly. Gene Ontology annotation, cellular component: nucleus; chromatin.
CUGAGGGAGGGGCCCGCGCCGCGGCCAAUGGGACGCGGCUUUGUUGGCGGCGGCGCUGCCCGAGCGAGGAGGUUGCGAGGAGCCCGGCGGCGCUGCGGCCUCUGCGGCGUGAGGGGCGCGGGCAGGUGGAUACAGUCACACAGAUGGCAGAUAACAGUAAAACAGAAGAUACUGCUUCAGAUUCUCUGGAGGCUGCUAAAAAUGCAACCAACAAAAAAAGAAAAGCUGGCAGACCAAGUGAUGCAAAAUCCACAAGUCCUGGCAUCUCUUCAGGAGCGUCUUGACAACACAUCACUUACUCCUUCAAGUUACAUUGAAACUUUUCCAAAAGCAGUGAUAAGAAGAAUUGAUGCUUUGAAAAAGCUCCAGGUGAAAUGUGCCCAUAUAGAAGCUAAAUUCUAUGAAGAAGUACAUGACUUAGAGAGAAAAUAUGCAGCACUCUAUCAACCUCUUUUUGAUAAGAGAAGAGAGUUUAUUAAUGGAGAAGCUGAGCCCACAGACGCAGAGUCAGAAUGGCACAGUGAAAAUGAGGAUGAAGAAAAGCUGGCUGGAGACCUGAAAAAUGCAGUGGUAAUAGAUGAAAAAGCAGAAGAGACAAAUGUCAAAGGAAUUCCAGACUUCUGGUUUACUAUCUUUAGGAAUGUAGAUAUGCUAAGUGAAUUAGUACAAGAAUAUGAUGAACCUAUCUUGAAACAUCUGCAGGAUAUUAAAGUGAAGUUUUCUGAACCAGGACAGCCUAUGUCUUUCUCAUUAGAGUUCCACUUUGGGCCCAAUGACUACUUUUCUAAUUCAGUCCUGACAAAAACAUACAAGAUGAAGUCGGAGCCAGACAAGACAGAUCCCUUUUCAUUUGAAGGACCUGAAAUAGUUGAUUGUGAGGGGUGUACCAUUGACUGGAAGAAAGGAAAAAAUGUUACAGUUAAAACAAUCAAGAAGAAACAGAAACACAAGGGCCGAGGCACAGUUCGGACAAUUACUAAACAAGUACCUAACGAUUCAUUUUUUAACUUCUUCAGCCCAAUAAAGGUAUCUGGUGAUGGAGAGUCAUUGGAUGAAGACUCCGAAUUCACUUUAGCAGCAGAUUUUGAAAUUGGACACUUCUUCCGUGAAAGGAUAGUCCCUCGUGCUGUGCUGUAUUUCACUGGGGAGGCUAUAGAGGAUGAUGAUAACUUUGAAGAAGAUGAAGAAGGUGAAGAGGAGGAGUUGGAGGGGGAAGAGGAGGGAGAAGAGGAGGAAGAUGCAGAGAGUGAUCCUAAGGUGUAAUAUAAGUCUGUUAUUCAUUCAUACAUUUCUAGAAAGAGUCCAGCCAACCUGCUGAAUGCAAACAACAGUAAUAAGGAAAUACCACUUGGAUAUUUGAACAACUUGUAACAAAUAGUUGGAUACCUGGCCUGCAGUUCAGGAUAUUCUAUCGCUGCAGCACAAUCUUAUUAACAAUGCUUAAAGAUAAUUUGUUUUAAAAUGCAUGAUUUUCACUAACUUUAUUGCUUAACAUGUACAGUGGCAACUUCAAUGCAUUUGGGAAAUAUGAGGUUUAAAUAAAGCACACUCUACAGCC